This is a messenger RNA of Ruditapes philippinarum (Manila clam), 1390 nucleotides long. RefSeq names its product survival motor neuron protein-like. The transcript has 5 exons. Gene Ontology annotation, biological process: mRNA processing. Gene Ontology annotation, cellular component: cytoplasm; nucleus. The record is from RefSeq and is a predicted model, not a curated record. The annotation marks the transcript as partial. NCBI's taxonomy places the organism in Eukaryota, Metazoa, Mollusca, Bivalvia, Venerida, Veneridae. Gene Ontology annotation, molecular function: RNA binding.
UUAAAGGCAGCAGAGCAGAAUGGUUUAAGUGUUACUGAUGAAGACAUUUUGGCUGCACCAAAAUCAAGCAAGAAAUCUGCAAAAAAGCGAGGAAGAUCAAAGAAAAUGAGAAAGUGGAAAGUAGGCGACAGAUGUCGAGCCCGAUUCACAGAAGAUCAAUGUCUGUACGAAGCUGAAAUUCUUUCCGUGGAUGAGUCCGCGGGCACCUGUUAUGUUAGGUAUGCCGAUUAUGGCAAUGAAGAAGAGCAGAUGAUAAAAGAUCUUGUACGGGUACAAACAAAUAAACAUAAACCAACGCAGGAAUCAGAAAAUGAGACUGAUAGUGGAAUGGACUGGCGAAGUGUGCGCAGUUCUCAGCCAGCAUCACGUCCAACCAGUCACCCUGCCAUGCCACAUCCUGUGUGGCCUGGACCUUCUGAACACCCAAAACAUCCUGCAUUUCCAGGUCCAAUGUUUCCUGGUAUGAUGGGUAUGCCACCACCGCCACCUGCGACACAUUUUAGUGCAGCACCAAGGUUGCCAUUUAUGCCCCCACCUCCCCUCCUCCACAGUUACCAGACAUGUCGGAGGAGAGUAAUGAGGCGUUAUGUAGUAUGUUAAUGGCAUGGUAUAUGAGUGGAUAUCACACUGGUUACUAUCAGGGGUUACAACAAGGGAAAAAAGAUGCAGCAAGCCCUUUUGUGAAUAGAUGACCUUAAUUUCUGUUAAACAAUAUCUGUGUCAAGAUUAUAUAAGACUGUACUAUGAGUUUACAUGUCUUUAUUAGUCCCCUACCGGUUUAACCGGAGGGGACUUUAGGUUUACCCUCCGUCCGUCUGUCUGUCUGUCCGUCCGUCUGUCCGUCUGUCUGUCAGUCCGUCAGUCCGUCCGUCCACAAAACUGGAUCCCGCGAUAACGCAAAAAGUACUGAAAAUAUUUUUAUGAAACUUGAUAUAUGGAUAGAUGGCAGUAUGGAGAUUAUGCACGUCUUUUUUUUUUCUUCCUAUGUUGAAAAUUCUGGUUGCUAUGGCAACAAAUAGUCUGAAAAUAUGGCAAAUUUAACACAUAAACUGGAUCCAGUGAUAACUCAAAAGUACUGAAAAUAUUUUUAUGAAACUUGAAAUAUGGGUAGAUGGCAGUCUGGAGAUUAUGCACAUCUUUUUCUUUUUUCCUAUGUUGAAAAUUCUGGUUGCUAUGGCAACAAAUAGCCUGAAUUUCAAGAUUUCUGAUUUAAAUUUUUCAGCUUUUUCACUAUAUGUUCUUUAUUUCUUAAGGUGUUUACUUCAAACUUUAAAUAUAAGUUUCUGGUCAUCAACCACAUCAUAUGUGACAAGGUUUAUAACUCUAGCACAAAAAAUAUCAGUAUUACCUCCCUUGAACUUAGAUUUUUUUAGGGGAAAAAAAUGUUGUC